CCUUGUUUUACUGAAGGUUCCUGCGUGAGGUUUCUGAGCUGUAUGAUCCUUCCCAGAUUGCUAGCGUCAGCUACAUUUUUUCCACAACCAUCGCUGUCAUUGCUGGGGCCACGUUUUACUUAGAGUUCAAUGGUUCGGAUGCUCUUCACAUCUGCAUGUUCAUCCUCGGCUCCUGCAUCGCCUUUCUAGGAGUUUUUUUGAUUACGCAGAGCAAGAAGAAGGCCUUUGAACCAUACAUCAACAUGGAUGUGAUUCCAGGGCUCAGGAGCAUGUUCGUUAAGAGUCCAGUGCAGCCGGAACUGAGUGGCUCUUUCUCCUACGGCACCCUGGAGCACAGUGCCAACCCAGUUGAUAAUCAGCAUCCUGAUGUCCCGCUGGACACGCAACAUGAGCUCAAUUCCUCUCACCCAGCGAGUGCGUCCAAGCAAGACUGAGCGCUGAACCUGAGAAGGAUGAACCCUGCCAUCCAGGCCAGUCAUGGGCUCUGCUGGAGCUGCCCUCAGUUUCCCUUCCUUGGACUCUCCACCCUGUGACUGAAGCAACAGUGUGAGAGAACCAUCACCGUCCCACGAGCUCCCAUCAUUGCUCCCCACUUACUGCUGUAAGAUCUGAGGGAGCAACCAAACAUGGUACGGAGUAAUGAAGCUACAUUACAUGGGGAGACUCCUGCCCCGUCCCACGUGACGAAUUACUCGUUGCACUUCCGAUCCUUACUCACUUGGAUAGCUGAUCUGCAGCUAAGCUCCUUGCGUGUUCUGGCACAGGCUCCUUGGUGAUUAAAAUGCAAAGCUUCACCUUAUUUAAUGAAAGUUUGUAUUUGCUGUACAGUAAAACUCUGAUAAUCCGGCACACUUGGCACUUUAGUGGUGCCAGAUUAGCAAAUUUGCUCUUAUUAUGUCCACAGCACAUUUUUAAUUCACUUCUGCAUCAAUAUGACAGGUUUCCCAGUGAACCAGUUACAUUUAAAAGGAGCACGGAAACAGGACAGGUCAGUUGAAAGACAGCUCAGGAAGUGGCCCCCCAGCAAUCCAGAAGGGAGCUCAGGGAUCAGGGCCCUGGGGAGUCAGGUGGGAGCGUGGGAACUGGGGCUCCGGUGAAUGGAAGGGAGCACAGGAACUGGGGCCCGGCGGGUCAGACAAAGUAUGGGAACUAGAUCCAUGAAUGGGAGCGAGCAAAGCGGGGCAAAUCGGAAGGGAGUGAGGCAAACUUUCCCCAGUGAGCCAGAUGCCCAACAAUCGGGUGCUCUGAACGGUUGGUUAGCGGAUUAUGAGAGUUUUACUGUAUGCUGAGUUCAUUGGUUUAAAAUGUCUGUUUUAUCUCUAUUUAAAGAAACACCGGUUUGUUAUUUUCUGCUGGACAGUAAAUGUCUCCUCCGUACUGUUAAGUAACGGAGACAAAUAACUGGUCAAUAAAGAUGUGCAUUUAUA
This is a messenger RNA of Pristis pectinata (smalltooth sawfish), 1427 nucleotides long. Its product is annotated as NIPA-like protein 3. The transcript is spliced from 4 exons. The coding region runs from base 156 to 434 and encodes 92 amino acids. Lineage: Eukaryota; Metazoa; Chordata; Chondrichthyes; Rhinopristiformes; Pristidae. The record is from RefSeq and is a predicted model, not a curated record.